AUGGAGGCCGUUCUGGGAUCGUUUCCGGAGCUGGUCGGCAUAGAUGGCGCUGUCGCUCCAAAGCGGUCCUUGGCUUGGCUCUGGCAGACGGUCGCAGCCACCUGCUGCUGGGCGUUGAGCGACGUCAUCUGCGACGCUUGCAUUCGUCCACCUGCAGCCGAUGCAGCGGGUGACACAACGGAAAGUGAAGAUGUGGGCACCAUGGCCAAGCCAGGCCCCUCUCCAGAGCCGACGUCACUGCGCCAGCGUCGUCGGCCUGAUGCACUAGGUGAGGCAGUGGAGACGGAUAGCCGGGAGGGCAAGGUCACCUUACGCAGAAUCACAUCGCCCCGCUUGCGACCUUGUACGCAGUUGAUGCCAGAGGUGCCGGCUUUGGACUGGUCCUUGGAUGGCGAUGGGAAGCCCGAGGAAUUGGACCGCUUGACACCAGAGCAGAAUGCCUUGGUCAGCGGCUGCGUGGCUCUGGUCACGGCUCUGGUUGCCUGCAUGCUGCAUGCCGUCCCCAUAACCUUGGGCUCGACCAGACUGGCUCUGGCUGGUGUGGGAGGUUUUUUUCAUUUCACCGCGUAUCUCUGCACGCUUUGUGCUUUCACUUCUGCAUCAAGCACGGUAAUUACGCCAUUGAUGCAGCUCUCCGCGCUCUGGAUGUUGCCAUUCUCCACAUCUGCAGCUUCGCUUGGGCUUGCGCCCAUCAUCCGGCCGAUCCACCUGGUUGCUGUCAGGAACUCAGCCAAUGGUGGCUCAAGCAUCACCUGCUCCGACUGGAUUCAUUGGUCAUUGCUUCUCUGUUUUGUUAAGUGGACGUAA
Symbiodinium necroappetens is the source of this 807-nucleotide messenger RNA. Lineage: Eukaryota; Dinophyceae; Suessiales; Symbiodiniaceae. The record is from the annotation of a GenBank genome assembly.